Molecule: messenger RNA, 885 nt
Organism: Populus euphratica (Euphrates poplar)
Lineage: Eukaryota; Viridiplantae; Streptophyta; Magnoliopsida; Malpighiales; Salicaceae
Product: serine/arginine-rich splicing factor SC35-like
Exons: 7
Coding region: 67-870 (267 amino acids)
Molecular function (GO): RNA binding
Source: RefSeq, a predicted model, not a curated record
GAUUUUCUUCAAGAAAGUUCUCUCAAUCUCUUUCUGAACCGCAAACCCUAACUCUAUCUGCAAAAGAUGUCUCACUUCGGCAGGUCUGGCCCUCCAGACAUCGCCGACACAUACUCUCUUCUCGUCCUCAACAUCACCUUCCGUACUACUGCUGAUGAUCUGUUUCCGCUAUUCGACAAGUACGGCAAGGUUGUCGACAUCUUCAUCCCUAGAGAUCGAAGAACUGGGGAAUCGAGGGGCUUUGCAUUUGUGCGGUACAAAUACGCUGAUGAAGCUCAGAAGGCAGUGGACAGGCUAGAUGGGAGGGUUGUUGAUGGUCGCGAAAUAACAGUUCAGUUUGCAAAAUAUGGGCCCAAGGCUGAGAGGAUUCAUAAGGGAAGGAUUAUUGAAACGCCUUCAAAAUCAAGGCACAGGUCCAGAAGUCGCAGCCCUCGGAGAAGGUACCGAGAUGACUCUAGAGAUAGGGACUCUAGGAAGAGAAGUAGGAGCAGAAGCAGGGACAGGGACAGGUCAGACCGUGACAGGUACCGUGCAAAGGACAGAGAUUAUCGUAGAAGGAGCAGGAGUCGCAGUGCCAGUCCUGAUUACUCCAGAGGACGUGGUAGAAGCCGUUAUGAUGAUGAGCGGCGAAGUAGCAGCCGAUCUAGGGAUAGUCCCUCCCCUCGGCGGAGCCUGGAACCUCGAAGGAGUUAUUCCCCCCGUAAGAAUUCCCCUGUGAAAGGUGAAAGCCCUGAUAGACGCAGCCGUGAUGGUGGGUCUCCAACCCCUCGAAGUGCUUCUCCACGAGGUCGGGCUGCUGCGUCUCGUAGCCCAUCCCCACGAAAUUCAGAUGUUGAUGUGAGUUGUUCUCCUCAUGCUCCCAUUUAUUGAGUGCAUAUGAGGAUU